AUGGCCCAGAAAAGGAAGGCCUCGUCGCAAGGAGCCUCGACUUCCAAGCGAUUUCAGAAGGAAACAAUCCUAGACACCUCUGACCCGAUAUAUGAGGAGUAUCAUUCUGAUGCUGAGUAUUCAGCCCCAGGCACUCCGAGUGCUAUGAGCCAAGACUUGAAUGAAACCCCUGCCACUCCAUACUCAACUACGUCUUCCCGCUAUCCAUCCGAGCUCAAAACCCACCGUUGCCCAUUUGGAGGAUGCGACAAAGCUUUCAAUCGUCCAGCUCGUCUUCAGGAACAUAUUCGAUCACACAACAAUGAAAGACUGUUCCAGUGCACGUUCGAGGGUUGUGACAAGACGUUUCUGCGCACGUCUCAUCUAAACCACCACGUCAAAAGUGCCCAUACUGGUGUCCGAGACUACGUUUGUGGCCGACCAGGGUGCGGUAAAAGCUUCGUGACGGGGUCACGACUCCGCCGACAUGAAGCUGCACACGACGGAAGAGACAAGUUCCGCUGCACUGAGUAUCCGCCCUGUAACGAGACAUUCCGAAAGCACACGACGCUCCAGAAACAUGUCACGACCGUUCAUUUAAAGCAGAAACCAUACCCUUGUAACCGCACAGAUCCAGUGACCAACCAAAAAUGCCAAAUGGCCUUUGAUACCGCUGGAAAUCUGCGAGCCCACGAAAGCAGGGUCCAUGCCGAAAAGCGAUUUACUUGCGCAGAAUGUUCUGAAAACCUACCAGAUCAAUCGUCAGACAUGAACCGUACCGACAACAUUCCGAGCCAAGACGUGACGUUCCCCACUUAUGCACUUCUACAAGAUCACAUCCGGAUUGUUCACCCUCCCAAAUGUCCUCAUUGUCCAAUCGUGUGCUCCACAUCACGAGAGCUCCGACGUCAUCUCGAGGUUGCUCACGGAGAUGUCAGUCUUGACGAACGUAAGGUGUUCCUUUGCACUUACUCCGGUUGUGAUCGCAGCUUCACCAAGCAAGGCAACCUGACAGUCCAUAUUCGCACCGUCCAUGAAGGCGAAAAACGGUUCGUCUGCGGCGAAACAGACCUCUCAUCCUCCAAAAAGGUUGCAGGUUGGGAUGCCAUUGGUUGUGGAAACCGUUACGGCAGCAAACUUGCACUCGAAGAGCACAUACGCACUGCUCACAUGGGACUCCAGAAUGCCAAGGCAGAGCGGCGUCAACGACUGGGACUGAACAAGAAACCCUCGCAUAGCUCCAUCUCUACAUUAGCCGCCCUCACAGGCCAGGGUUACGUGGAGGAAACAGGUCGACACAUUGCCUGCUUCUACGAUCAGUGCCCUCAUCGUUUCCAUCGCGACUACGAUCUCUGGGUGCACAUGACCAGCAAACAUGGCUGCUCCGAAGACGAGGUGCAGGGAUUGUUCAUGCAACGUGCCUUGCUUGCUGAUGACUCCGGCCCUGGAGGCAACUCAUUGGGCAUGUAUGGUCUUGGCCUUGACCAGGAGGGCCAGUCCUUUUUCCAAGAAAACUAUACUGCAGGCGACCAUUCAUCGGAUAUGGCUUUCGGCUCACAGUCGAAUGAUUCGAACUACCUUCCCGGCCAGCAAGGCGUGAAUACCGAUUAUUUGAUGCAAGAUGACUUUUCAGCGGGUGCAAGCGGGGAGAUUGAUUCUAUGUUAUCUGGCGGUAGCGACAUGGCUAUGAUUGACCCUGUUCUUGCUUAUAAUUUGAUGGAGCAAUGA
Penicillium arizonense is the source of this 1707-nucleotide messenger RNA. RefSeq names its product C2H2-type zinc finger protein. Gene Ontology annotation, biological process: regulation of transcription by RNA polymerase II. Bases 1 to 1707 code for a protein of 568 amino acids. The transcript has 2 exons. The record is from RefSeq and is a predicted model, not a curated record. Gene Ontology annotation, cellular component: nucleus. NCBI's taxonomy places the organism in Eukaryota, Fungi, Ascomycota, Eurotiomycetes, Eurotiales, Aspergillaceae.